Nerophis ophidion (straightnose pipefish) is the source of this 2506-nucleotide messenger RNA. RefSeq names its product gastrula zinc finger protein XlCGF57.1-like. The record is from RefSeq and is a predicted model, not a curated record. Gene Ontology annotation, biological process: negative regulation of transcription by RNA polymerase II; regulation of cytokine production; regulation of immune system process. Gene Ontology annotation, molecular function: RNA polymerase II cis-regulatory region sequence-specific DNA binding; DNA-binding transcription factor activity. The transcript is spliced from 3 exons. NCBI's taxonomy places the organism in Eukaryota, Metazoa, Chordata, Actinopteri, Syngnathiformes, Syngnathidae. The coding region runs from base 330 to 1967 and encodes 545 amino acids.
GCCUCGUAACGUCAAGUGUGCAAACUGUCGUGAAAGCACAUCGACUGAGAAAGCAGUGUGCAGGACGCUAAUAAGUCGGUCUUAUUAUUUAUUAUCCAGUUUGAAAUAAUUACGUCGUAUAACAUACAUCUCUGAUUCUUUGUUUAAGGAUGAAAUCGUCUCGAUGCGCUCGAAGCACUGUGCCGCUUCUCGUGCUAUCUUUGCUUGUUAGUUAGCUUAGCUCGCUAGUUAGCUUAGCUUGUUAGCUGCUAACAAAGAAACGCGGACGUUAUCAACACAUCGCUAAGUAGAGGUGACGUGUGAGAGUAAAGUGUUGUAAUUGUGUGAAAAUGUCUACAUUACAAAUGUUGAGGGCGUUGGUGGAUCAGCGACUAACUGCUGCCGUUGAAGAAAUAUUUGCAGUGUUAGAAAGAACGAUAGCAGAAUACGAGGCGGAACUUUCUAGGACAAAAGAGGAGAACAAUCGACUACUGAACGCUGUUUUCAAGAAACAUGAAGUUGUGUUACACAGAACAGAUAAGACCUUCUGGACGAAAGUUCUGUGCUCAGAUGAAACAAAAAUGGAGCUGUUUGGACACAAUACCCAGCAACAUGUUUGGAGAAGAAAAGACCUUGAGGAAGAACAUCAUCUCCGGGAGCAGGAGGAGGAACCACAGCCCCUCCACAUUAAAAAGGAAGAAGAGAUACCACAGCUCCAACACAUUAAAGAUCCACAGUCUCCCCAUAUUAAAGACGAAGCAACAGAACACAGCAUUAGUCAGGAGGGAGAGCAUAUUGAAGGACUGCUGGAGUUCCCAGUGACUGGUAUCCCUGUGAAGAGUGAAGAUGAUGAGGUCAAAGGUGAAAGUGAGGAGAAGAGAGAGGCGGAGCCUCCAAGCAGCAGCUCAACACAACACAUGACAACAGAAGCUGAUAAAGACCACUGUGGAGGAUCACAAGCAGACAAGCUCUUAGCUCCUCUAUCAGAUAGUGAGGACACAACGUCACACUCUCCUGACACUGAUGAUGAAGACUCUAAAGAUGAUAAGACAUGUCACACUGACAAAACUCACUUAACAUGUUCUCACUGUGACAAAACCUUUAAAUACCAUUAUCUUCUGAAAACACACUUGAGAAGACACACUGGAGAAAAACCUUUUUGUUGUUCAACCUGUGGCUUAUCUUUUACAAGGAAGGAAAAUAUGAAAGAGCACACAAGAACUCACACAGGAAAAAAAACUUUUUCGUGUUCUCUGUGUAAUUCAAGUUUUUUCCGAGGUCACCAUUUGAAAACCCACAUGAGAAUACACACUGGGGAAAAACCUUUUUCUUGUUCAAUUUGUGGCUUAUCUUUUACAAGGAAGGGAAAUAUGAAAGAGCACACAAGAACACACACUGGAGAAAAACCUUUUUCUUGUUCAAUCUGUGACUUAUCUUUUGCAAGGAAGCAAACUAUGAAAGUUCACACAAGAUUACACAAAGGGGAAAAACCUUUCUCGUGUUCUGUGUGUGAUUCAAGGUAUGUACGAAGUCAAGAUUUGAAAAAACACCUGAAAAGACACACUGGGGAAGACGUUUUUAAAUGUUCUGUGUGUAAUUCUAAUUUUGUCCAAGGUGAACGUUUGAAAAUCCACAUGAAAACACACACUGGAGAAAAACCUUUUUCUUGUUCAGUCUGUGGCUUAUCUUUUUCAAGGAAAGCCGGUUUGAAAGAUCACACAAGAACACACACUGGAGAAAAACCUUUUUCCUGUUCAGUUUGUGAUUCAAGUUUUACACGAAGUCGAAAUUUGAAAAGACACAUGAGAACACACACUGGAGAAAAAGUGUUGAGUUGCAGUGUGUGUGAUGAAAGAUUCUCUCAUGAAUACCAACUUAACAAACACAAGUGUGCUGGUGAGACCAGCAGCAGUAAAAUAGAAAAGCGCUCCACAGACCUCCAACAGGACAAAUCUCCCAGUAGUAACUAUCCUUCAAAAGAAGGCUGAAUCCAAAUGAUGAUCAGGAUCAACAUCAAAAUCGAAUCACUUGUUCGUUAUCCCAUUUCUGACAUGUCCUGAAAGUUUAAGUAGCAUCUGACUAUACUUGUUGUUGUUAUGAUUUCAACUAAAUGACAAUCAAACAAACCCCAAAUCACUUGUUUAGGUAUUUUUCAAUGACUUCAAUAGCAAACAUAAAUAGGUUUUAGUUACACAUCCUGGAAAACAACAUCCAACAAUAGUUUACAUUUAUUACUCAUUCUUACUCAUAUUUUAGUUGUGUACUAACACACCAAUCUGUACUUCUGCUAAUAUUUGAGAAGUGAUGAUGAUUGGGUUCAGUGUGCCCCUUCACAGGCUUGCUGUCUCCAAAACAAGUCUCCAGCAUGGUGGUGCCAGCAGUCCUACUACUUGUACUUGUACACUAUACUAUGUAAUUAUGCACACCUUUGUAAGAUAGACAUUUUUUUUGUAUAAGCAAUUUGAAACCAGCGCUGUAUCCUUUGCAUGUGACCUUGUAGAAUAAAAUGUCUGUUUUUUAUGAACAA